This is a messenger RNA of Hydra vulgaris (swiftwater hydra), 936 nucleotides long. Its product is annotated as ras-related protein Rab-27A. Gene Ontology annotation, biological process: regulation of exocytosis; protein localization to plasma membrane; cilium assembly. Lineage: Eukaryota; Metazoa; Cnidaria; Hydrozoa; Anthoathecata; Hydridae. Gene Ontology annotation, cellular component: synaptic vesicle; trans-Golgi network transport vesicle; endosome. The record is from RefSeq and is a predicted model, not a curated record. Gene Ontology annotation, molecular function: GTP binding; GTPase activity.
ACAAGCAAGUUUAUGUAGACUGGUGCGAUUUAAACGAAAUUGUUUAAAAUUUUGGCAAAAUUCUGUCAAGGGUUUAAUAUUAUUAUUUUUAAGAAUCAACUGUGGAAAACCACUCAAAGCAAAUGUUAUACAAACUGUUUUAUAUUUAAAUUAUGGAGGAAAAAACUCAGAGGAUGGCGGAUUAUGAUUAUUUGAUUAAACUUUUGGCUCUUGGUGAUUCAGGAGUUGGAAAAACUACAUUUCUUUACCAAUACACUGAUGGAAAAUUUAUUGAAGAAUUCAUUUCAACAGUGGGAAUAGACUUUCGUGAAAAAAGAGUGGUUUAUCAUGGUAAAAAUGCUGAUGGUACAAAGCAAACUCGAGGACAAAGGGUUCAUCUACAGUUAUGGGAUACUGCAGGUCAAGAGAGAUUUAGAAGUUUAACAACUGCAUUUUUUCGAGAUGCAAUGGGUUUUUUGCUUAUAUUUGAUCUUGCACAUGAAGAAUCAUUUGUAAAUGUUAGGUGUUGGCUAUCCCAACUGCAAACACAUGCCUAUUGUGAAGAUCCGAUCAUUGUUCUGGUUGGCAAUAAAUCUGACUUGGAUGACAGAGCUGUCGAUGAAAGUGCAGCAAGGCAAUUAGCUGACAGUCUUGGUAUUCAGUAUUUUGAAACAAGUGCAAAAACAGGCAAAAAUGUGUCUGAAGCUGUCCAAUCAUUGUUAGAUCAGAUAAUGGAACAAAUGGAACGUUCAGUUGAUAAGGCAACGUUACCUCCUGGUCUAGCUAAUGGUGUUGAACGUGGACAUAAGUUAAGAGAAAUCGACGAGGUACAUGAAGAAAAUAAAAGCAACUGUUCUUGUUAAAAAUGACAAAAUUUGACUGUUGUUUCCUUUUGUUAGUUUUUAAUUUAAAAUUAAGUAUUUAUUUAUAAGAUUUAAAAUAGCAAUUAUUUUUUGG